CUACGUUAGAUUGAUCGGUGAGAGUGUGUAUGUGUGUUUUGGUUCUUUUAUCGUGUUGUCGGAGUAGAUAGUCUCGCUGGAGUAAUUAGUAGUACCCAAUAUUUGUAAAGUAACUUCCGGUUGUGCUUACCGACAUGUGGCUGUGUAUUAAAUUGGACAUGAAGUUUUGUGUAUUAAGAAAUGGAAAACACCAAAGAUAAAUUAGUGAAAGGGCUGACAUCAAAUCCGAAGUACCUUCCUCACUGGUAUAACUACGACAAUGUCGGGUCUGAAAUUCAGUACAGGACAGUCACGGAACCGUUAGCCUACUAUUCUACCAGGAGUGAAAUGUCCAUUCUGAAACACAGUGUACAGGAUUUUAUCCCACAAGUUCCACACGAUCUGACAUUGGUUGAUCUUGGAAGUGGAAACUGCUUCAAAAUAAGGCUUGUCAUAGAUGAACUGCUGAGAAGGCAAAAAAACCUUACGUUCUACCCAGUAGACAUUUCUGAAAGCUUUCUAAUGAAAUCAGCCAAGGCUUUGUCAGAGGAAUACGAUUGUUCUCUUGUAGUGAGACCUGUAGCUGCGGACUACGUAACAGGAAUAGAGCAACUGAAACGCGUGGAUGGUUUUAAGUUGAUAACUUGGUUCUGCGGUAUCCUCAACUUACCGUAUAAUGAACAGGUGGAUAUCCUCAGAAUGAUUUCCACGGUGAUGACAGACAAGUGUGUGUUCGUGUUCAGUGCAGACGUGACACAAGACAAAGAGGCCAUCAUACAGGCCUAUCAUGACAAAGAAGGUCUCGUACAGGCAUUCAAUCAGCACGCCAUUGCAAAGUUGAACGAAGAAGAAGGAAGUCGGAUCAAUCUAGACAUGUUUACAUACAAUGUAGAUUUUAUAUCUGACAGUAAUCCGCAAUAUAUGAGCUACACGAGGGCCUACCUGCAGUCAAAGGAAGACAUUUGUUACUCAAUACCUGGACUUGGUAUUGACCUGGUAAUGGAGAAGGGGGAACACCUUUAUUUCCACGAGGGAGAUGGAUUCAGCUGUAAAUAUAAUAUGGAACAGCUACAAAACAUUGUGAAGAAAGCCGGACUUUGCCUGGCGGACAGCUGGCUUGACGAAGAGAAACACGUUGUCUUUCUCCAAUGUACAACUGUAUAAAUUGCUUAAAUUAAAAUACUUAUAAAGUUUACAAGCUUUAUACAUGGA
Messenger RNA from Pecten maximus, 1191 nucleotides. RefSeq names its product histidine N-alpha-methyltransferase-like. The transcript has 8 exons. Gene Ontology annotation, molecular function: methyltransferase activity. The record is from RefSeq and is a predicted model, not a curated record. The coding region runs from base 181 to 1143 and encodes 320 amino acids. Lineage: Eukaryota; Metazoa; Mollusca; Bivalvia; Pectinida; Pectinidae.